Arctia plantaginis is the source of this 516-nucleotide messenger RNA. The record is from the annotation of a GenBank genome assembly. Lineage: Eukaryota; Metazoa; Arthropoda; Insecta; Lepidoptera; Erebidae.
AUGGCGAACAUCCAAGUGCCAGGCGCAGGGGCGUCAGCGCCUGUUGAAGAUCUUCCUCCACCAUACUCAGCGGUCGUUGGUAAUCCUCAAUAUGGAUUUGUCGCACCUGGAGGAGAACCUCACGUUCCCGUCACUGGUCCGUACCCGCAGCCGAAACAAUUCACGGCGCCGGGAGUGUAUCCGCAUCCUGCAAUUACUGUAACAACCACACAGCCUUAUGCAGGUGACAUGCCGCCACCGCCACCUGGAGUGCCCGUGGGCAUAAUCCUACCACCUGCUGUAGGCACAGAACCUACAACAAUAACCUGCUUCAACUGUAACAAAGUUGUAACAACGAGAGUGACUUAUACAACAUCAUGGCAUACUCAUUUACUGGCUGCAUCUGUCUGUGUUACUACUAUGGUGUGCUCUUUAUGCUGUUUGGGUCUGGUGCCAUAUUGCUUUGACACAUUCAAGGAUGCGGAACACUACUGUCCUAAUUGCAAUACUUAUAUUGGUAAACGGAGCAAAUUCUAA